UUUGGUGUUUUCCCUUUUCAAAUGACUUUCAUUUAAUUCGUUGGGAGUACAGUAGGGGUAUAACAUUGCAUUUCCCUUUUCUUUUCCAUAUGCGCGCGCGCUCCACUGAAACACGGAUAAACUGUAAAAAUCCAAGUUCCAGAUUGAACUCACCACCCCCUCUUUUCACACUAAAAAAAUAUCUCACCAAAUCCUGAGAUCAAACCUCAAAAAAUGGAGACUAAUUCAUCCGCUAAGGAUCGGUCUCCGCCUCCUCAUCUCUCGUCCGAAAACGCCGCCGUUUCUUAUGAUUCUCCCUACCCAAUAUAUGCCCUGGCCGUCUCAAACCACCACCGACGCCGCCGCCGUAAAAUCGCCGUCGGGAGCUUCAUCGAGGGUUUAAACAACCGGGUCGACAUCCUUUCUUUUGACGAUGAAACCCACUCACUUCAACCCAUCAUCCCUAAUAACCUUUUCUUCCAUCACCCUUACCCACCCACUAAGCUGAUGUUCCAUCCCAACCCCGCCGCCGCCGUUGAACUCCUUGCCUCCUCCGGCGACUACCUCCGCCUCUGGGAAUUCCGGGAGGAUGACGGUUCCUCCUCAGUUGAACCCGUCGCGACUUUGAAUAACAGCAAGACCAGUGAGUAUUGCGCCCCGUUGACCUCCUUCGACUGGAAUGAGGUGGAGCCCCGAAGGAUCGGAACAUCCAGCGUGGACACCACUUGUACCAUCUGGGACAUUGAGAAACGGGUGGUUGAAACCCAAUUAAUUGCCCACGACAAAGAAGUUUACGACAUUGCCUGGGGUGAAGCUGGGGUUUUUGCGUCCGUUUCCGGUGAUGGAUCGGUGAGGAUUUUCGAUUUGAGGGAUAAAGAGCAUUCCACCAUCAUCUAUGAGAGCCCCCAGCCCGAGACUCCGUUAUUAAGGUUGGCUUGGAACAAGCAGGACUUGAGGUACAUGGCCACAAUCACGAUGGACAGCAACAAGAUUGUGAUAUUGGAUAUUAGGUCUCCGGCGAUGCCGGUGGCAGAGCUGGAGAGGCACCAGGGGAGUGUUAAUGCGAUUUCUUGGGCCCCACAGAGUUGUAGGCAUAUCUGUUCUGGUGGGGAUGACGGGCAGGCGCUGAUUUGGGAGCUGCCUACCGUGGCUGGACCUAAUGGGAUUGACCCUAUGUCAAUGUAUGACGCUGGAGCUGAGGUUAAUCAAAUUCAAUGGUCCGCUGCGCAGCCUGAUUGGAUUGCUAUUGCAUUUUCGAGUAAGUUGCAGAUGCUUCGAGUUUGAUUGGAACUGAACUUUUAAAAGGAUUAAAUGUCUGGUAGACUUUUUCAGUCUGUUGGGAGCUUGCCCUGUUGAUUACCUUUAACUAUUUAGAUUUUCUUUUUCCUUUAUGGGUUGAGUAAGUUGCAUAUGAUUACGAGUUUGAGGUAGCUUUGAAAAUGUAUACAUUGUUUAUGUGUGUUCACUUGUCCAAUUCACUUGUACGAUUAAUUAUGAAGAUAUCAAGCUGUUUAAGGUUAGAUUAUCUUGUUUAUAGUUUGCCAGAACUCGCCAAAGCAGGUGUUUUUUUUUUUUUUUUUGGGUUCAAUAUGUUAAUGUGACUUAGUGUCUUCCUUACUGAUUUCGUUUGUAUGAAAUUCUUGGUUAAGUUUUUGUUUAUUGUCCCGACUCUGAUGAGCAGGACAUUUAUUUCCUUUUGACUAGUGACCUUAUGAGUAUUUUAUCUUUUGUAUUCAGGAUAUCCGUGUUUAAUUUGUAAUAACUCGAAGAAUUAAGUUUUUCAUUCUAAUUGUUACAUGGACCUCUGUAUUAUUCUUGCCGAAAUUCAUUCAUUGGUGCACAUUGCUUGGUUUUGUAUGUGUAUUGUGCCAAUGUUUAUGUGAAUAAGCUUGUGGUGGAGGAUCUUUGUAAUACUUAUUCAUGCAUCAUGAUGGUCUAACUUAUUAUCCAUGGGGUGUUUGGAACACCAGCUAUAGCAUAAACACUUUCCAGUUAGGCCAAGACCACUAACCACUUUGAUUAAGGACGUAGAGUACUACUAAAUCUAAAUUUGACUGUGAAUAGAGAAAUUGUUUUAACUGGAUCGGUCAAGUUUCUCCUAAAGUGGAAUUUAGUGUUUAAUACUUUUAGAUGGGUCUAUCAUCUGCUGCCACUGUGAAAGUUUUUGCUUACCUGUCCUUAUUUGCUGUUUGAGCUGCAAUAAAUGGAUAUGUUAACAGUUUAAGGCAAGGAUUCAACACAUGAUUGACUCAUAGUGCACAUUUGUGUGAUAGUUCAUGGCAUUGUGCUAGAUGUGUGUAAGCCACUAUGAUAAAUUGAGCUUUCAUCCGAACUUCACGGGAGCCCAGAUUGGUGUUAUCUUUGCUGGUUCUCCACUCUUUGAAGUACUAAUCUGUUGUUGGCUGAAGAAUUAGGUUUGCGAAACGUUAUGUUCUUUUUCAUAAGCUCAAGGUAUCUGUCUUUUCUCCUAGUGAUGUGAUGGGAUCCUGCAUACCAUAGUCUCAUUGUGAUGCAUCUUUGAAUUACAUUUAGUUUUUUCGCACACACUGUCUGCUUCUCCCAUUUCUUUUUGCAUCUUGUUUUCAUCGGUGCCCGGAAUCAAGGUUUUGUUUAAAGUCAUCCCCGGUUUAAGAAAUCAAGUAGUAGUAACUAGUAGUAAAGUAUAAUAAUCCAUCAAAAUGAUGGAAGGGUGUUUGGAUCAUUUUAAGGGCUGUUCUUUUUUUUGGGGGGCUUAUCCAGAUUUUUGGGAGUAGGGCAAAGAGAUAUUUCUGAUCAGCUUUCCUGGAUGACAAGGACUGUUGUUUGACAUUUGAUAGCAUAGAUAAGCUUGCUUUUCCGCAGGCGAUGUGAACAAAUUGAUGUGCUUAACGCAAGGGUGCCUGAUUCCUAUGGGUCUGUUUGAAUUUUCUGUGAACCAAAAAGUAUUGCGACUAAUCCCACGUAAAUGUUGGCCUCAAAAGUCCAUACAUUUCACUCUUGAAGGUCGUGUAUUGGAGACGACUAUCGAAACACGUCCCCACACACCCAAUUAU
Molecule: messenger RNA, 3011 nt
Organism: Oldenlandia corymbosa var. corymbosa
Lineage: Eukaryota; Viridiplantae; Streptophyta; Magnoliopsida; Gentianales; Rubiaceae
Source: the annotation of a GenBank genome assembly